GACUGCGCCGCCAAGCCAAGCUGUCAGCCCAUGUGGCGUGGCCUCUCACAAUGUGGUACAUUUACAUUCAUCGGAGAAAAAACGACGCGCUGCGGGAGCGAGGCUGACGUUGGUCUCACGGACGAGGAAGCGACAGAGCCAGCAGUUCCUCUGUGCAGUCACGCUGAGGAUUACGGCGGCAGCAAAGGGACGUUCACAGCGCACUACUGUACACGCCGCACGAGCGCCGAGAGCCACGAAGCAAGCAGCUGCUGAAAGUUUGAAUUUUCAAGGGACCUCGAACCGGCUUGGACGACGCACAUACACAACUCAGCAUGGAGGAUAUCGUCGUGGCAGGGAUGUCGGGCCGUUUGCCUGAAUCCGACAACCUGGAGGAAUUCUGGGAAAACCUCAUCAACGGUGUGGACAUGGUGACGGAGGACAACCGGCGGUGGACGCCAGGUCUGCAUGGUCUUCCAAAGAGAAACGGUAAACUGAAGGACAUCAGCCACUUUGAUGCAGCAUUCUUCGGCGUCCACCCAAAACAGGCCCACACUAUGGACCCCCAGCUACGUCUCAUGCUGGAAGUGGCCUAUGAAGCCAUUCUAGAUGGAGGGCUGAACCCAGCCACGCUGCGCGGCACUAAGACGGGCGUCUACAUCGGGGUGAGCGGCUCAGAGGCCGGUGAGGCUUUCAGCAGAGACCCAGAGGAGCUACUGGGCUACAGCAUGACUGGCUGCCAGCGCGCCAUGCUGGCCAACAGACUCUCCUAUUUCUUUGACUUCAGUGGCCCCAGCACAGCUAUCGACACGGCCUGCUCGUCCAGCUUGCUGGCUCUAGAAAACGCCUUCCAUGCCAUUCGCCAGGGCCACUGCGAGGCCGCCCUCGUCGGGGGAGUCAACCUGCUGCUCAAGCCAAACACCUCGGUGCAGUUCAUGAAGCUGGGCAUGCUCAGUCCAGAGGGGACCUGCAAGUCCUUCGACUCAUCGGGAAAUGGAUACUGCCGUUCCGAGGCCGCAGUGGCCGUGCUGCUGACCAAGAGAACCAUGGCCAGAAGGGUGUACGCCACAGUGGUCAACGCUGGCAACAACACAGAUGGAUACAAAGAGCAAGGUGUAACAUUUCCUUCAGGGGAGAUGCAGCAGCGCUUGGUGCGUUCUCUCUAUGAAGAAGCCAACAUAACUCCUGACCAAGUGGAGUACAUCGAAGCCCACGGCACCGGAACCAAGGUUGGAGACCCGCAGGAAGUGAACGGAAUCGUCAGCGUGUUCUGCACGUCAAGGAAGGAGCCUCUGCUCAUUGGCUCCACCAAGUCCAACAUGGGCCACCCAGAGCCGGCCUCUGGUCUGGCUGCCAUGGCGAAGGUCUUGCUUUCUUUGGAGCGAGGUGUCUGGGCUCCCAACCUCCACUUCAGCAGUCCUAACCCUGACAUCCCAGCGCUCACCGACGGCCGGGUCCAAGUCGUCGACAAGCCCGUUCCCGUCAAAGGCGGCAUCGUAGGCGUCAACUCUUUCGGCUUCGGGGGCUCAAACGUCCACGUCAUUCUACGUCCAGCUAAGAAGGCCGCAGACAUGAUCUCACCUCCGAGGACGGCCCCCAGGCUGCUCCAGGCCUGCGGUCGCACGGAGGCCGCUGUGGGUGCUCUCCUCCAGAGGGGAAAGGAGCACGCCGGCGACGACGGCUUUCUGUCUCUGCUGAACGAGGUGGCGGGGGCCCCCGUCGGCAACAUGCCCUACCGAGGCUACGCGCUGGUCGGCUCGCAGGGCGACACCACGGAGGUGCAGCAGGUGCAGGCGUCUGCUAGGCCGCUGUGGUAUGUCUGCUCAGGUAUGGGCACACAGUGGGCUGGCAUGGGUCGCAGCCUCAUGCAGCUGCCAGACUUCAGAGCGUCCAUCCUGCGGUCGGACGCAGCCCUGAAGGAAACGGGGCUCGUGGUGUCUCGGCUGCUCAUGGAGGCCGGGGACGCAACCUUUGAAGACACUGUUCACGCCUUCGUCGGCCUCGCCGCCAUACAGAUUGCCCAGAUCGACCUGCUCAGUAAGAUGGGCCUGCAGCCCGACGGCAUUGUGGGGCAUUCGGUGGGAGAGCUGGCCUGUGGCUACGCCGACGGCUCCCUCGGUCACAAUGAGGCCAUCCUUGCAGCCUACUGGAGAGGGCGCUGCAUCAAGGAGGCCAAGCUUCCACCAGGAGGCAUGGCUGCAGUUGGGUUGACGUGGAAGGAGUGCAUGGAUCAGUGUCCCCAGGGAAUAGUCCCAGCUUGUCACAAUGCAGAGGAUACUGUCACCAUCUCUGGUCCUCAGGAAGCUAUCAGUAAGUUUGUGGCUGAGCUGAAGGAGCAGGGAGUGUUUGCCAAGGAGGUGCGCAGCGCUGGGGUGGCUUUUCAUUCCUACUACAUGGCCUCCAUCGCUCCAGUCUUGCUGGAUGCUCUGAAGAAGGUGAUCAAGGAGCCUCGGCAGCGCUCGUCCCGCUGGGUGAGCACCAGCAUCCCCCAGUCUCAGUGGGACUCUCCUCUGGCGCUGUACAGCUCGGCCGACUAUCACGUCAACAACCUGGUGAGCCCCGUGCUUUUCCAGGAGGCGCUCAGUCUGGUCCCCGAAAAUGCCGUGGUGGUGGAGAUCGCGCCUCACGCUCUUCUGCAGGCCAUUCUGAAGCGUAGCCUGAAGCAAACGUGUUCGAUUGUGCCCUUGAUGAAGCGAGGCCAUAACAACAACACAGAGUAUUUCCUGUCCAACAUCGGUAAAAUCUACAUGAACGGCAUCAAUGUGGAUGCUAACAGCCUGUACCCAGCCGUGAAGUACCCUGUGCCCGUUGGGACCCCUCUGAUCUCCUCCCUAGUGCAGUGGGACCAUGCUCAGACCUGGGACGUCCCCAAGGUUGAGGAUUUUUCUAGUUCAGGAGGAUCCAAUUCUGCAGCCAUCUAUAAUAUUGACAUGAACCCAGAGUCUAAGGACUAUUACCUUGCGGGACACUGCAUUGAUGGGCGCAUCCUGUACCCAGCCACUGGUUACCUGGUGCUGGCCUGGCGUACGCUGAUGAAGAGUUUGGGAGCCGUCAUGGACGUCACCCCCGUAGCUUUCGAGGACAUCACCAUCCAUAAUGCCACCAUCCUCCCAAAGUCUGGCUCCGUCCGCUUGGAGGUGCACUUCAUGCCCUCUACCAGCAAAUUUGAGGUGUCUGAAAAUGGAAACCUGGCCGUCAGUGGGAGGGUGAGCAUUCUGGAAGAUGCAGCCCUUGAUGCUUUCCGUAGCCAGAUAAGCCAUCAAGCUCCGUACAAAGAUGGUGACGCCAAAGAGAAGCUGACGUCACACGACAUCUACAAAGAGCUGCGGCUGCGUGGCUACGACUAUGGCGGCGCCUUCAGAGGCAUCUUGGAGUCCAACAAUGAAGGAGACAGUGGGAAGCUGCACUGGACAGGAAACUGGGUCACUUUCCUGGACACCAUGCUGCAGAUGCUUGUUGUUGGGCUGUCGGGCCGCAGCCUCCGUUUGCCGACGAGGAUCCGCUCUGUGCGCAUCGAUCCGGUCGCCCAUCUUGAGAAGGUGUUCAAGUACAGGGAUGAGGAACAAGCCGUGGACGUGCGCGUGAGCCGCUGCCUCGACCACAUAGUUGCGGGAGGAGCCCAGAUCUGCGGCCUUCACGCUACUGUAGCGCCACGUCGACAGCAGCAGCAAAGUCCUCCCACGCUUGAGGAGUUCGUGUUUGUUCCCUAUGUGGAGACAGAGUGCCUGACAGCUGAUGGGAAGCUAGCACAGGAGCUGAGGCUCUGCAAAGGUUUAAUAUGCAAACUGCAGCAAAAGUUGGCCGUUCAUGGCGUCAAGCUCUCCAUCCCCGGCCUACAAGAGCAGUCCGAGGGCCCUCUCCCCAGCCAAGAGCCUUCAGAACCGGAUCUGGUGCGCUUGCUGGCCCUGCUUUGCAGCCUGGAGCUAAACGGGAACCUUCAGUCUGAGCUGAAGCAGACGGUGGAGAGGGAGAGAGCGUGUCUACUGCAGGACGCGCUGCUGCACGGCCUGCUGGACCACUCAACCCUAAGACACUGCCUGGACACUGCCAUGGAAAACAGCACACCGGGCAGAAUCAAAGUGCUUGAAGCUCUUUCCAAUGAUGGCCAGCUCUUCACGCGUGUGGUACCCCUCCUCAACAUCCAGCCCAUGAUGCACAUAGACUACGUCGCCACGGCAACAGACCUGGAUCUUCUAAACCCUCAUCAGGCCACUCUAGAGGAGCUGGCAGUUGCAUCUGCUCAGUGGGACCCCCUAAUGGGCCCAGCUCCCGGGGGAGUGGUCGGCGGGGCAGACCUGGUGGUGUGUAACCAUGCCUGGGGCCCUGUCAAUAUGGACCCUGCCGUGCUGGUGGCGAACCUGUCCUCUGGAACCAAACAAGGCGGGUUUGUGCUCCUCCACACCUUGCUAAAGGGAGACACGCUAGGAGAGACUGUUUCCUUCCUCUCCAGCACCACUCAGAGCAGCAGAGGUCUCCUCACACAGGCUGAGUGGGAGAAGGUGUUCUCUGAGGCGUCUCUCCGCCUUGUGGCUGUGAAGAAGUCCUUUUACGGCUCAGCACUCUUCCUUUGUCGCUCUCUGCCUCCGGGUAAACAACCCGUUUUCCUGCCUGUGGACAGCACCGACUACCAGUGGGUUGAGAAACUUAAAGUGAUAAUGGCUGAGUCCUCAGAUUCUCCAGUGUGGCUGACUGCUUCAAAGCCCAACUGUGGCAUUGUGGGAAUGGUAAACUGUCUGCGGCAGGAGCCGGGUGGCAACCGAAUACGCUGUGCGUUUGUGUCUAACCUAAACGAGUCAUCAGCAGCACCAACCCUUCAGCCUGGACAGAAGUCCAUGCAGUCGGUGCUGGAGGGGGAUCUGGUUAUGAACGUGUUCAGAGACGGACACUGGGGCUGCUUCAGACACCAGCUCAUCAGUCACGAUCAAAAUGAAGAACUGACAGAGCACGCUUACGUCAACGUGCUGACUCGGGGCGAUCUGUCGUCCCUGCGGUGGAUUGCCUCUCCGCUGCGUCACUACGUGGCCAGCGACCCCAACGUGCAGCUGUGUCGCGUGCACUACAGCUCUCUCAACUUCAGGGAUAUAAUGCUGGCCACCGGCAAACUGCCACCAGAUGCUAUUCCAGGUAAUCUAGCUCUGCAGCAAUGCAUGCUGGGUAUGGAGUUUUCUGGUCACGAUCAGACGGGUCGGCGCGUCAUGGGGCUCCUACCUGCUAAAGGCCUGGCAACAAGCGUGGAUGCAGACAAGCGAUUUCUCUGGGAUGUUCCCUCCAGCUGGACCCUGGAGCAGGCGGCCUCCGUGCCCGUGGUCUAUGCCACGGCCUACUACUCCCUGGUGGUGCGUGGCAGGCUGCGCCCUGGAGAGACGCUCCUCAUUCACUCUGGGUCGGGGGGCGUGGGCCAGGCUGCCAUCGCCAUAGCGCUCAGCAGGAAAUGCAAAGUCUUCACUACAGUCGGUUCUGCAGAGAAGCGAGCCUACCUACAGGAGCGGUUCCCUCAGCUCUCAGCAGAGUCCUUCGCUAACUCCAGAGACACCUCUUUUGAGCAGCACAUCUUGCUCCACACACAAGGCAAAGGCGUGGACGUGGUGCUGAACUCCCUCGCUGAGGAUAAACUACAGGCUAGCAUCCGCUGCCUAGCCAGGCAUGGGCGAUUUUUGGAGAUUGGCAAGUUCGACCUGUCCAACAACUCUCCCCUGGGCAUGGCUCUCUUCUUAAAGAACGUGGCUUUCCAUGGCAUCCUGCUAGAUGCUCUCUUUGAAGAAGGCAACAAGGAGUGGGAGGACGUGUCCCAGCUGCUGAAGCAAGGCAUUGUGGAGGGUGUAGUUCAACCUCUAAAGACCACAGUGUUUGGCAGAGACCAAGUGGAAGAAGCGUUCAGAUACAUGGCUCAGGGAAAGCACAUUGGGAAGGUCAUCCUGCAGGUCUGUGAAGAGAAGAGGAGUGCAUCCCCUUCGCCUCUUCCAGCCAUCUGUCGUACUUUCUGUCCUGCCUCCCACUCGUACAUCAUCACUGGUGGACUAGGAGGCUUCGGUCUGGAGCUCGCUCAGUGGCUGAUUGAGAGAGGAGCCCGCAAACUGGUGCUCACUUCCAGAUCAGGCAUCAGAAAUGGCUACCAGGCCAAACGAGUGCACGAGUGGCGGAGUCAAGGCGUGAAUGUGCUGGUGUCGACCAAUGACGUGAGCAGGCUGGAGGGAACAGAGAGGCUCAUUGCAGAGGCCGGGACCCUGGGCCCAGUGGGUGGCGUCUUCCACCUGGCCAUGGUGUUGAAAGACGGCAUGUUGGAGAAUCUGACCUCUCAGCAUUUCCUGGACGUUAAUAAGCCUAAAUAUGAGGGCACCCUGAAUCUGGACAAAGUUACGAGAGACUCGUGUCCGGACCUCAGCUACUUCGUGGCCUUCUCCUCUGUGAGCUGCGGCCGUGGCAACGCCGGCCAGAGCAACUACGGCUACGCCAACUCCGCCAUGGAGCGCGUGUGUGAGAAGCGGCGCCACGACGGCCUGCCGGGCCUGGCCGUGCAGUGGGGGGCCAUCGGGGACGUGGGCGUGGUCCUGGAGACCAUGGGCGGGAACGACACGGUGAUCGGGGGCACGCUGCCUCAGCGCAUGGCGUCCUGCGUGGAGGUGCUGGACUUGUUCCUGUGCCAGCGGAGGCCGGUGAUGUCCAGCUUUGUCCUGGCAGAGCGGACGGCGGUGAAGAGCGAGGCGGGGAGCCAGAGGGACUUGGUGGAGGCGGUGGCUAACAUCCUGGGCGUGCGAGACGUGAACAGUUUGAACGCGGACGCCUCGCUGGCUGACCUGGGCCUGGACUCCUUGAUGGGCGUGGAGGUUCGCCAGACUCUGGAGCGCGACUAUGACAUCGUCAUGGCCAUCAGGGAGAUUCGCCAGCUCACCAUCAACAAGUUACGUGAAAUAGCCCACAACAAACCAGGACAAUCAAAGGCAGCUGCAGCUAGGGGUGUUGGCUCCGUGUUGGAGUCUGACCUGACUCAGCUAUUAGUCAACCCUGAUGAUCCUACGGUGACGCCAAUCAACAAGGUUCAAAGCCAGGAGAGGCCACUGUUCCUGGUCCAUCCCAUAGAGGGCUCCGUCAGUGCCUUCAAGACGCUGGCCUCCAAGCUCAGCGUGCCCUGCUACGGCCUGCAGUGCACUAAAGAUGCACCUCUGGACAGCAUCCAGUCGCUGGCUGCCUACUAUGUGAACUGCAUCCGCCAGGUUCAGCCAGACGGCCCGUACCGAAUCGCUGGCUACUCGUUUGGCGCCUGUGUGGCAUUUGAAAUGUGCUCUCAGCUGCAGACGCACAAUUGUCCUGUGGAGGACCUGUUUCUGUUUGACGGGUCACACUCCUACGUAGCAGCGUACACACAGAGCUACAGAGCCAAGCUUACACCAGGGAACGAGUCCCAGGCUGAAACUGAAGCCUUGUGUGCCUUUAUCCAGCAGUUCACAGGAAUCGAGUACAACAAACUCCUGGAGACUCUUCUCCCACUGUCGGACCUGGAGGCCCGUGUGAAGGUGGCCGUGGACCUGAUCACCUCCAGCCACAAGAAUAUCAGCCCGGACUUGCUGCACUUCGCAGCAUCCACCUUCUACUACAAGCUAAAGGCGGCUGACGGCUACGUGCCCGCCACAAAAUACCACGGCAACGUGGUACUACUGCGUGCAAAGACCAGCAGCGACUAUGAACAAGCCCUAGGAGCUGACUACAAGCUCAGUGAGGUGUGCGAUGGCAAGGUUUGGGUGCACGUCAUUGAGGGGGACCACCGCACCUUCCUGCAGGGACAGGGAGUGGAGUCCAUCGGUAACAUCAUUGUCAGUUCGCUGGCAGAACAGCGCAUGGCAGCAAGAGACGGCUAGAGCCCGUCCCAGCUACACGGACCACGUUCACAUUCCAAACACAGGUCUCUGCUUCGCAUUAGUUUAGGUUGUAGUGUAGUUCACACAGUGAGUACAAACGGUCCCUAAUGUAGGAAACGCACCUUAUUCCUGCUGUUUGCACCCUUUUUUAAAUGUUAAUGAAAGAAAGACUCUCCCUGACCUCAUCAGAGGUUUUAGUAUAUUUUUGCACAGUAUGAGUAGUUUCACUUGUUUUUCCAUGGGUUAUUUUCCAGCAUGACUGAGUUACUGAGAGAAUGAAUAUGCGCCUGCCAUUAAAGAAACAUUUACUGUGGGUGUAUGACAGUGACAUCCAGUGAUGUCAAUACCACAUCCAAAUGUUACUUGAGUCUGUGCACAUGUGCAGAUGUGCUGCCACAGUAAAAUGACCUAUGGCUUAUUGUAUUUGGAGGCAUUGUAUCUUUUUGUCAGAAAUGACCUCUGCUUACUUGUUUCUGCAUCUUCAGACAAAGCAGUUUGUUUUUCUUGUCUGCUUUGCCAAAAAUUCCAUAUGGAUUGGUAGGAUUCCUGCUCCAAGGCUGCUUCCUCAGAGCUGUCGCUGACUCCCAUGGACUCGCCUGGUUUCAUGAGCAGCAGUCCACCUGAUCUCUGAUGCCUCUCUAGUCGGGUCUAUGAUGAGUCAGGUGACGUCAGGCAAACGUGGUGACUGACUGCAGUGAAAGGGAGAAGGAAGUGACAGCACUACUGUUGUAAGGCUACCACUAUGUGUUGUAAUGACUAAUAAAGACCACUCACUAUGA
Messenger RNA from Betta splendens (Siamese fighting fish), 8611 nucleotides. It is a transcript of the gene fasn, whose product is annotated as fatty acid synthase. Gene Ontology annotation, biological process: fatty acid biosynthetic process. NCBI's taxonomy places the organism in Eukaryota, Metazoa, Chordata, Actinopteri, Anabantiformes, Osphronemidae. Gene Ontology annotation, molecular function: phosphopantetheine binding; oxidoreductase activity; fatty acid synthase activity. The transcript is spliced from 42 exons. Gene Ontology annotation, cellular component: cytoplasm. The record is from RefSeq and is a predicted model, not a curated record. Bases 315 to 7832 code for a protein of 2505 amino acids.